Molecule: messenger RNA, 504 nt
Organism: Dibothriocephalus latus
Lineage: Eukaryota; Metazoa; Platyhelminthes; Cestoda; Diphyllobothriidea; Diphyllobothriidae
Source: the annotation of a GenBank genome assembly
AUGUUGGGUCCCAGCGGGGAUCCGAAAUGUGAGGUCAAUAAGCGUCUUGUACCAGUGGUCACCUCUUCCCCCAUUCUGGUUCCUCCUCAUACCUACGAGGAUACCUAUUCGCUGUGCGUGGAGACUGAAAAGGGUGUACGCGAAAAGGUGCGGGUCUACGAAGUGGGCGGCGGUUCGCCGACCAAGCUGGGCCAACACUUUCUCCUCAAUUGUGACGCUGUCAUCAUCAUGUUCGACGUGUCCGACUACUCCUCCUUUUUGGUCGCCCAAAAGUUAAAGGAGGAGGUGGAUUCGGGCAAGGACAAGCGUGAGCCCAUGGUAGUCGCCCUUGUGGGAAACAAGUUGGAUCGUCCCAAAGAUAGCCAUUUCGAAAUUCCCGUCCCACCGUGUGCCUGGGCUCUAAAGGAGAAGGCCAACGUGCCUGCCAAAACUGCCCCCCACUAUAACCCGGGUGUUCACACGAUCAACUCAGGUGAGGAUGAUGAACCUGGCCAGAAGGAAUGA